Vicia faba (fava bean) is the source of this 588-nucleotide messenger RNA. NCBI's taxonomy places the organism in Eukaryota, Viridiplantae, Streptophyta, Magnoliopsida, Fabales, Fabaceae. The record is from the annotation of a GenBank genome assembly.
AUGGUGCUGUGGGAGAUAACACUUGGAACUGCGUAUUUCUUGGGGCUGAAACGAACUUACAAGCUCGCUCUCAGGAUUCAACGGAAAGUCGUAAGCCCUAAGUACCCUAAGAUCCGUCAAUUUCUUCACAGACGCACACGUGCUGUAUUUGAUGUAGCAAUCAAGGUUCACCGGAGCAUUCAAGAAAGAGACAUAGAAGUGGGUAGGAAUGUUGGGAACUUCAUUUUGCGAUGUCUAGAUCGAAUAAAGCCCUCAGCUCGAAUCCGCGGUCCUUCUCAUCCAUCCACUAAUGGUGGUAACUCGAAAGAAAGUACGACAAAGCAUACUGCCGGCACUUCCAUCCACAAGCUUCCUAGUAAUUCUGUGCCAUUCAAGAAGGACUCUGAUAGGCACUUGUUUACUGCAUUAACGCCAAAGCCUUUUCCUAGCAUUUCAAGGAUGAUGAUACCACCAAAUCCUGCUGGGACCUCCAUCCAUGGCAGGUACCUCAGCACCUAUACCUCUGAGGUCUUUAGACAAAAUUACAGAGUGAAUUGGUCAGGGAGUGUUAUCAGGAAGGACAUCAUGCAAUGGAUGCUGCAAAACUAA